CCGGGUUCUCAGUCUCUCUCCCGGGCCCUCGACCUCCAGCCCCGCGCGAGCGGCAGUCAAGAGGGGUGGCAGGAUGAAUGUGGGCACAGCACACAGCGAGGUGAACCCCAACACAUGGGUGAUGAACAGCCGCGGCAUCUGGCUCUCCUACGUGCUGGCCAUCUGGCUCUCCUACGUGCUGGCCAUCGGACUCCUGCAUGUCGUGCUGCUGAGCAUUCCCUUUGUGAGCGUCCCUGUCGUCUGGACCCUCACCAACCUUAUCCACAACCUGGGCAUGUACGUCUUUCUGCACACCGUGAAAGGGACACCCUUCGAGACUCCAGACCAAGGCAAAGCAAGGUUGCUGACCCACUGGGAGCAGAUGGACCACGAGGUUCAGUUCACAGCCUCUAGGAAGUUCUUAACCAUCACGCCUAUUGUGCUGUACUUCCUCACCAGCUUCUACACCAAGUAUGACCAAGUCCAUUUCAUACUCAACACAGUGUCCUUGAUGACUGUGCUCAUGCCCAAGUUUCCCCAGCUCCACGGAGUCCGGAUCUUUGGAAUCAAUAAGUGCUGAGGUUGUAGCCCCUUCCCCAGCCGGGUUGGCAGGGGAAGGGUGGAAGGCCUUUGCU
Messenger RNA from Mus musculus (house mouse), 614 nucleotides. Its product is annotated as predicted gene 12538. The record is from RefSeq and is a predicted model, not a curated record. Lineage: Eukaryota; Metazoa; Chordata; Mammalia; Rodentia; Muridae. The coding region runs from base 74 to 559 and encodes 161 amino acids. The transcript has a single exon.